AUGGAAGGGUUGAUUCCAUUGGUGUACAAGUCCCUGAAGAAGAGCCAGACUCGCCGGAAAUACGAAUGCCUCUCUUCCGGCGCAGCAGCACAGCCAUACAACAUCGCCGACUUCUACAUGAAGGACGACAGCCUUGAUCGAGAAUUCAUCGGCAGGAGAGGGUCCGUCGCCGGUCCCCAUGACACGCAGUCGGGCCACCACCGGCGCUGCAGCUCGGUGGUGAUCGAAGGUGGCCGUGGUUUUGCGUCGGAUGGCAGUGCUCAUCCUCCCCCUAAGAAGCAAAUUGUGAGGUUUAGGAGCCACAGGAUGCUGUCAUGCAUAACUGGUGCAUGA
This is a messenger RNA of Salvia splendens (bonfire salvia), 333 nucleotides long. RefSeq lists its product as uncharacterized. Bases 1 to 333 code for a protein of 110 amino acids. The record is from RefSeq and is a predicted model, not a curated record. NCBI's taxonomy places the organism in Eukaryota, Viridiplantae, Streptophyta, Magnoliopsida, Lamiales, Lamiaceae. The transcript has a single exon.